This is a messenger RNA of Cyprinus carpio (common carp), 1984 nucleotides long. RefSeq lists its product as uncharacterized. Lineage: Eukaryota; Metazoa; Chordata; Actinopteri; Cypriniformes; Cyprinidae. Bases 126 to 1709 code for a protein of 527 amino acids. The record is from RefSeq and is a predicted model, not a curated record. The transcript has 6 exons.
AGCCAGGUCUCGCGAGUCUCUGGCGGCUCAACAGUGAUCGCGCGUGAACAGCACAGCUGUACUGAGGUAACCAGAAAACUGCGUUUUUUGCGUCGAUCUGAUCUUCAAACUCGGUUUUUAAAACGAUGGACAUGUUGGACAUGGUAUUACAACAAACAGACUGUCGACAUUCCGAGAGAGAGGCAUAUUACUACUACCUCACUGACUUUCCUCCAAGACAAGAGACAGGAUGCUACAGUGAGGUGAAUAUCUUGGUUCUCAGUGAGGUUACUACCAAAUCUGUCUCUAUGAAACUGCGGCGCAAGACAGUCCUGAGAAGCAGAAGGCUUCAACAGCAAGAGCAUGUGAAGGACUCUGUGGUGCUGAGUGACACUGACUCUAGUGUGGAGGAUAUAAAAGACAAUGUGUCUGUUAUUUGUGAUAUGAAGCGGCCAGUAAGGAAGAGUAGAGCUGGUGCAUCAUGUCGAGCGAGAAAAGAUUAUGAGAGACAGCUUUCUGAUGUGGAACCACAACAUGGAGCGGUUCAGAAGAUCUCCCUGGCUCCAGAUGCAAUCGCUGAGGACACUCUAGGGAAACUCAGGCUGAGGGCUAACACCUCUGAGACCAAGACUGAGGUUGAGUCUCGAGGAGAGCUUGAGUCUGUUUUGGACGAAUCCAGUACCGAUCUCACGGUGGAAUCGGGUCCCAGCUCGCCCUCUUGUCAUGUUUAUACUGUAAGAUGCAGAGAAUGCCAGAGACUUUUCGCAAAGAUGAGAAAACAGCCGACCCCAAAACAGAAAAGCAAAGAUACAAGUAAACAUUUCAGAUGUGCUGUUUAUAGAAAUGAGACUCUGAGAGAUCCAGCAUCUUUAUCUUGUGAUGUGUGGGUUCUGCUUAAGAAGUGGCACCCUCAGAGACGCCACCAUCGGGAGAAGGGAUUAUUGUGGACAAGCCUGAGUCGGAUCAGGAAGCUGUUAGCAGGAGGCUCUGAUUCUUCAGUCAUCAACACAGCUCAAGCAAACUGCUCCAGACCUCAUGUGUUUCAGCAGAGAAAUUUGCGUCGCUGCAAGGAUCUGCUCUCCAUUCAGACCAACCUGUCCAUUAACAAAGCCAAACCACGGCAUCGUAAGAGGUCACGAUCUGUGGUCUGGCCGCCCAUCGCUGGCUGGCAGUCUUCUGUGAAAAGGAAGCCUUCCUUGAACAGCACAUUAUCUCAGCAGCUUUAUCCACUCGACCUUAGUGUGAAGCAGAAGGACAAACUUCUUGUAGAUGACAAGAUUUCAAGAUUAAAUGCAGAUUUGAAGCAGAACUCAGAGGUCUCUAGCAAACAGAGGACGACUAAUGUCCGGGGUAAAUCGAACAAGCAGGAAGUGUCUGAUGGCAUAGACGGAACGCGGCGGGUGCUGAAGUUUGAUGACACCACUAAAACUGUUGCUGUGGAAACAGCGGAACAGAGGAAAAGCCCUCGGCAGAAGCACAAACGUGGAGAGAUUCGUGAAGCUCAGAAUGGUUUCCAGAAUGAGCAGCAGGAAGAGAUUUCUGAGGAUUUGGAUGGGUUCAGGACACCCACAGAUCUGUUCAGCGUGAAGCCCAAGAUUAAACGAGGGAACCAGAAGAAAGUGUCUGCGUCUGGUGUUACAAAACCUGCCGUACAGAAGCCCAACUUCAUGUCAAUGUUAUCCACACUGGUGAAGAAUCAGAACCAGAUUAUUAAGGAAUCCUGCAAAUGAGUCUCUAUUGAAGUUUUAUAAUUAGGGCUUUUAGUCAUUUUGUUUAAUUGAAGAGACACGUCACAACUGUAAAGGUUUGCUAAUUCUGUUAAUAGAUAUCAUCAAAAGUCUGCUGAUGUUUAUUUAUUGUUCCAGUUGUUUGUGUUCUAACAUUAGCAUUUGCAUGAGUAAAUAAGUCUUGUUUUAGUAUGCUGUUGACUUCACAGUGGCUUGAACCGCAGUUACUGUAAUAACCACAGAGUGGAGCUGUUUCCAAAUAAACUUGCAUAUCUUCA